AUGAAUGCGCGCACAGGGCUCUCUAGCAUAUACCUCGCUGUGCAAUGCCUGAGCCUCUACUUGAUGCAUUCAGCGGCGCCGCUGCCAUACAUGGACGAGAUUUUCCAUGUCUCGCAAGCGCAACAGUAUUGUGCUGGCAACUACAAAGACUAUGAUCCCAAGUUGACGACACCGCCUGGCCUAUAUCUACUCUCGAGCCUGCUUCACAUGCUCGGUCUCCCUUGCUCACUCAUUUUUCUUCGUUUGCAGAACCUAGUGCUUGGCCUAUGUGCCCUGCCAAUGCUCUGCAAUCUGCUUGCAUUGUCAUCACCUCCAAACAAGUCUAGCUGGGCAUACGUAUCCUCAACCAUGCCGCUCUUUUCGUUCUUCUCGCUUCUCUACUAUACUGAUAUACUCUCUACGUGUCUCGUCCUUGGUACAUUUGUACUGUUGCAGCGAGAUGCUGUCAAGUCUGCCGCUAUCGUCGGCUUUGCAUCUCUAUGGGUACGUCAGACCAAUCUCAUAUGGGUCUUUGCGUUCGUCGUGCAUCAGGCUCUUGUUGCGCAAAAGACUAGUCGGAUGACGCUCGCGGCUCGGCUGGUGGAGCGCACCAUCGCAGUCCUUUGGCAGCCAGUAAAGAUUGGUAGGCGCUACGCAGCAUUUAUACCGAUUGGUGGCUUUACAACUUGGUUCAUGUGGUGGAACAAGUCCGUCGUGCUUGAUCGCUCCAACCAUGUUGCUGGUUUCCAUCCUGUUCAGAUGCUCUGGAUGAUGACCUUUUGCAUUGGAAUGAACUGGCCCCUCUUCUGUACCUGGCAUUCUUUCGAAGUCUGCAAGAGACGCUUCAAAAGACCAAUCUACCUGAUGACCAUCACGUUGGCAUGUUACGUGGCUGUGAGACUGACUCAACCGCAUCCAUUCAUCUUGGCAGACAAUCGGCACUAUACAUUCUACGUCAACAGAUGGAUCUUACAGAGACUGGCACAACCCUUUCAGGCCGUGGCGUUCACAGUCAGUACCAUCCUCUGGUUCGAUUCUCUCGCUUUAAUGGAUGAAGUGACUGCGAGCAUGAUUGUUGCUGCAAGCUUUGUGAGUCUAGUGCCCAGUCCGCUCUUGGAAUUUCGCUACUACAUGAUUCCUAAUGUCAUCUGGUGCUCGUUGGUCAUACAUCAGGCUACAAGUUUGCGCAAACAGGUGCUCUUUGGUUGGUUCAUGAUUGUUCAUGUAGGGGCUGUCGGUCUUUUCGUUAUGAAGCCAUUCGUCUGGGCGUCUGAGCCUGAUGCUGCCCAGCAUUUCAUGUGGUAG
Messenger RNA from Protomyces lactucae-debilis, 1284 nucleotides. Its product is annotated as alpha-2-glucosyltransferase Alg10. Gene Ontology annotation, molecular function: dolichyl pyrophosphate Glc2Man9GlcNAc2 alpha-1,2-glucosyltransferase activity. Gene Ontology annotation, biological process: protein N-linked glycosylation; dolichol-linked oligosaccharide biosynthetic process. Gene Ontology annotation, cellular component: endoplasmic reticulum. Lineage: Eukaryota; Fungi; Ascomycota; Taphrinomycetes; Taphrinales; Protomycetaceae. Bases 1 to 1284 code for a protein of 427 amino acids. The record is from RefSeq and is a predicted model, not a curated record. The transcript has 4 exons.